Molecule: messenger RNA, 2787 nt
Organism: Phalaenopsis equestris
Lineage: Eukaryota; Viridiplantae; Streptophyta; Magnoliopsida; Asparagales; Orchidaceae
Product: G-type lectin S-receptor-like serine/threonine-protein kinase SD2-5
Biological process (GO): protein phosphorylation
Molecular function (GO): protein serine/threonine kinase activity; ATP binding
Source: RefSeq, a predicted model, not a curated record
CCGGACAAUCUCCCCCCGCCACCCGCUAAACAGAUCCGAAGUAUUAGAAUCCCAUUUGCCGAAUUCCAAUCACUCCAAUAUCUCGCUCUCCGCCAUGGCAUCUGCUUCCCUGCUCCUCCUUCUCUUCACUUCCACCAUCUCUAUCUUCCUCCCACUAGCCCUUUCUCGACGCUUCGACUACCCCACGGCGAACCUUUCCACCCUAUGGACUCUCGGCCCCUCCCUCGCCCACAAUAUCAGCUACCCCGACGGCUCCACCGUUCUCCCCCUUCUUCUCCGCGGCAACUUAGGCCCUUCCUUCGCUUUCGGCUUCUUCUGCUACGCCCCCUGCUCCACCUUCCUCCUUUCCAUUUACAUCGUCUACACCAACAGUGCCUCUAUGAUCACCAACCUAAUCAUUGCCCCGCCGCGCGUCGUUUGGUCGGCAAAUCCUAACCGUCCCGCGCACCUCAACGCCACUGUUCUUUUCUCCUCCGACGGCGACCUCAUCCUCCGCGACGCUGAUAGCAGCGUCAUCUGGUCCACCAGCACCUCCGGCCACGGUGCGCAAAACCUAAGUGUAUUGGAUUCUGGCAAUCUCGUAGUUUUGAAUCGGGAAGGGAGGCAACUUUGGGACUCCUUUGAUCACCCGACCGAUUCUUUGCUGUUAGGUCAGAGCUUGAGCAAAGGGCAGAGGCUUACGGCGAAUUCCUCUGCUACUAACGCUACUACAGGUCAGUUGUACGUUGAAAUUCUUGAUGAUGGAUUGCAUGCUUUUAUUGAUUCGAAUCCUCCACAACUUUAUUACGCGAAAACAUUCUCUGGAUCUUCGAAAUCCAAAAAUCAGUCCACCUUUGUGACAUUCAAUAAUGGUAGCAUCGACAUUUUUGUGCUAUUUCUCCAACCAGGAGUGCCCGAUUUUUCAAUCCCUUUACCUAGGGAUUCGUCCUGUCAAUAUUUGAGAUUGGAAGAUAAUGGGCACUUUAGACUCUAUGGAUGGAAUAAUGCCCAGUGGAAGUAUUUGGCCGAAGUUUUUGACAUUUUUCCUGAUGAUUGUGCUUAUCCUACUGUUUGUGGUCAGUAUGGGAUUUGCUCAAAUGGGCAGUGCACUUGUCCUCAAAGUGCUGAUGGACAUUCUAAUUACUUUAAGCCGCUUAAUUCAAGGGAAAUCAAUUUAGGCUGCAGUGCUGUGACACCUAUUUCCUGCAAGUCGGUUGAAAGCCACCAAUUUUUAGAGUUAGACAGUGUUUCGUACUUCAAUUCUAUUGAUCCUUCUGCCAUUACAAUGAAUAUGGCUGAUAUAGAGAGCUGCAAACAGGCUUGCUUGAGAAAUUGCUCCUGCAAGGCGGCUCUUUUCCAAUAUGGUGGAAAUGCGUCGAGCGGUUCUUGUUAUCUUCCUUCACAAAUAUUCUCUCUCAUGGACAACAAACCAGCAAUCACUCACUACAAUUCAUCUGCAUUUAUCAAGGUUCAGGCUGCCCUGUCUGUUAGUCCUAGCCCGGUAAAUGACACGGUUGGUUCAGGCACUUCUCAAGGAACCACGACCACUCAAAGUUGGAGGAAGAAGCUUGUAAUUGGACUUAUAUCAGGUUUUAUAGUGGCGGGCUUAAUUGUCGCCUUUAUCAUCAUAUAUGUGAGAAGAAGAGCAAAGCAGCUGGAAGAAGAAGAAGAAGAUCAAUUUGAUGAAAUUCCUGGAAUGCCGUCUAGAUUUUCAUAUGAGGAACUGAAGUCUGCUACAAGAAACUUCGAAGAAAAGCUCGGGAAAGGAGGAUUUGGCACUGUUUUCAAGGGAACAUUGAGCAAUGGAACUAAUAUUGCGGUGAAGAGGCUGGAUGGUGUUGGUCAGGCGAAAAAGCAAUUCUUGGCAGAAGUUGUGACAAUUGGUAGUAUCCAUCAUAUAAAUCUUGUUAGUCUAGUUGGAUUUUGUGUUGAGAAGUCUCACAAACUUCUUGUCAUGGAGUACAUGCCCAAUGGAUCACUUGACACAUGGAUAUUUGGAAAAACAAAAGAUUCUGCCCUAGACUGGCGAAAUAGAUGUAACAUCAUUCUUAACAUAGCUAAGGGGCUCUCAUACCUCCACGAAGGAUGCAGGCAUACGAUUGUUCAUAUGGACAUUAAGCCCCAAAAUAUUCUUUUAGAUGAAAAAUUCAUCGCCAAGGUUGCAGAUUUUGGCUUAUCUAAACUGAUUGAUCGGGAUCAAAGUGAGAUUAUGACCAGAAUGAGAGGAACACCUGGAUAUUUAGCCCCGGAGUGGUUGACAUCAAUAAUUACUGAAAAAGUGGAUGUUUAUAGUUUCGGUAUCGUUGUCUUGGAGAUCAUUUGUGGAAGAAAGAAUCUCGAACCUUCCUUGAAUGAAGAAGCUGUAAAUUUAGUUGGUUUAAUCCAAGAAAAGUUGAAAGAUGAUCGGUUAGUAGAAUUAUUUGAUCAAAAUAGCAAUGAUAUGCAAGCACGCAAGGAAGAAGUCCUUGAGAUGAUGAGACUUGCUGUAUGGUGUCUACAGAGUGAUUGCAAUAGAAGGCCUUCUAUGUCCAUGGUUGUGAAGGUUUUGGAAGGCUUCUCAGAUGUGGAUGUUAACAUAGAUUAUGAUUUGCUAGGUAAUGAUUAUGCACAAAUAAAAUUACCUGAGAUAGGUUCUCCAAGUCUCGUUGAUAACAAUGAACAAUAUUCAGAGCUAGUUGGUAGGUAAAAAUCUUCAACUCACAUUCAAAUUGAAGCUAUCAAAGGGUACAGCUGAGUUCAAUUCGCUAUGGUAAAUAGGCAAGUGUAUGAUGCAAGACAAGCUAAAAGUCUUUUCUUUAAAUCAUUUAU